AUGAUUUGUUAUCUAGAAGAAAAAGAUAAAUUUAUUUGGUUUCAUCAUACAUGGAAACAUGAAAAAUUAACAAAUGUUUAUGAUAAAAUUUCAUUAUUUAGUUCAACAAAAAUGAACAUAGAUUUUGCACAAAAACACAACUUAUCGUUAGAUCCGAACUAUGCCGUAGCACCUCAUCAUACAGGUAUCUAUCCAAUCAAUCCUUUAGUUUAUGAUAUUUGGCAUCGUAUUAUCAAUUUCAAUGUAACAAGUACAGAAAAUUAUCCAUAUCAUUAUAUGUCUCCAUCAAAUCGUCGUGGUUUUAUAUAUAAAGGACUUUUUGUAUUACCACGACAAUCAUGUAGUUUAUAUACAACAACACGAAAUUAUACGAAUUAUCCAAAUGGUAGUCAUCGUUUAGAACAACAUUUAAUGGGUGGAAAAUUAUUUCGAAUAAUUUUAACAAAUCCAAUUUCAAUAUUUAUGUCACACAAUGUUAAUUAUGGUCAUGAUCGUUUAGGAAAUUAUGUUUUUUCUAAACUUAUUUAUUUAAUAUCAAAAUGGACAAGAAUUAAAUUUUCUAGUGAUUUAUCAACAUCUGAAUUAGCUCGAAAAUAUUUUUAUGAUUAUUAUCCAGAUGAAAAAAUGCCAAUAUUUACAAAUCCAUGUCAUGAUGAAAUGUUGAUGAAUCUUUGGAAUGGAAAUCGUUCAAUGUGUCGAAUAUUUCCACAAUUUUUAAUUGUUGGUCCACAAAAAACAGGUACUACCGCUUUAUAUAGUAUGCUUUCUCAACAUCCAGAUUUACAUCCAUCAAAAAAAAAUUUCAUAACUUAUGAAGAAUUACAAUUUUUUAGUAAUAAUACAAUCUAUUUAAAUGGUAUUAAUUGGUAUUUAGAUCAAUUUGAUUCGGACAACAUUGUUUCUGAAUGGUCGAUGAAUUUUGAAAAAUCAGCAACUUAUUUUGAUUCUAUAUUGGCUAUGAAACGUAUAAAAGCAUUGUUACCAAAUAUUCGUUUGAUAAUGAUACUUACGGAACCUGGUGCUCGUGCUUACUCCCGAUAUCAACAUGAAAUUGCUCGAACUAAUCAAACAAUUAAUUUUGAUGAUUUAUUACAAUUAAAUCAUAAUCAUAGUUCAAAUCAAUUUCAUUUAAAAGAACGUUGUCUUCAACCUGGUCAUUAUGCUGAAUAUCUUCGUCAAUGGUUAAAUUAUUUUCCAUCGAAACAAAUUUAUAUCAUUGAUGGUGAUGCAUUUCGUUAUGAUCCUCGUACAAUUCUUAAUGAUAUUCAAAUAAGAUUUCUUCAAUUAAAAAAUCCUAUUAAUUCAUCAAAACUAGUCAAAUUUAAUAGAAAAAAAGAUUUUUUUUGUCCAAUAUCAAAUAAAAAUCAUUUUCAAUGUCUUGGAAAUAGUAAAGGACGUCAUUAUGAAAAAAUGUCGUCCUAUUCACGUGAAUAUUUAAAUAAUUAUUAUUUAUUACAUAAUCAAAAAUUAAUACAAUUUCUUAGAAAUAAUAAUUAUUCAUUACCAUUAUGGUUAAUCUUUUUUAAUCGAACACAAUUAAUAAAAAGAUUUUUUUCUUUAUCAAAUAUUUAUCAUGCUGCUGAAGGUCGAAUGGGUUAUCCUAAUGAAAGAUAUGAACCAACAACAAUAUCAGCGUUAGAUAAAGAAAAUAAAACUUUACCAUUAAUAACUGGUUUAUAUGAAGAUGGUUUUAUGAUUGCUGAACAAGAUAGAAUUGUUGGAGCAAUUUUUUCAUUUCCUAGACAAAUUAUUUGUUGGAAUGUUUAUUCACCAGAUCAAAUAACACCUGAAUCUUUAGCUUUAUUAGAAGUAAUUCUACCUCGUCCAGAAAUUUUUAUUUUGGGUAUUGGUUCACGUACAAAUAAAAUUCCUCCUGAAACUAUUCAAUUUAUACGUUCAUUAAAAAUUGGUUUUGAAAUAUUACCAACAACACAAGCAUGUGAAACAUUUAAUUUUCUAUUAUCUGAUAAUCGUCUUGUUUAUGCUGGAUUUUUUCCUCAAAAUGAUCUUACUGAUCAAAAUUAUGGUUUAAGAAAAGCUAUUGCACAUAGUCAAUUAUAUGAAAAAGAUGAAGAAUAUAUUAGAAAAGAUUUAUUAAAAGAUACAUAUGAAGUGAUGAUAAAAGCUCAUCGAGAACGAAAACUAUUAAGUUCAUAUUCACCACUUGAUAGACGACAGUCUUCUAUUAAACAAGAUGAUGAUACUAAUGUACAAUCAUUAACUGGUACAAGUAAUAUGGAAAAAAGACCUUCAGUUAAAAAACGAGAUCAACAAGAAACAGAUAAUCAAAGCUAA
Rotaria sordida is the source of this 2295-nucleotide messenger RNA. NCBI's taxonomy places the organism in Eukaryota, Metazoa, Rotifera, Eurotatoria, Philodinida, Philodinidae. The record is from the annotation of a GenBank genome assembly.